CGUCGCCAGUUUCCGGAUGAGCGAGACGUAUUUUUUGCUUUGGUGUAAGAUAAGAGACGAAUGUGUUACGCAGCAAGUUAGAGAUAGCAGGAUGCAGUUUGCCGCGAUAGGAAGCAUGUGUGGCGAAUAUUGCAAAUACGAUAAAAUCAUCCGGAACCCUUAGGACUGGGAUCCACAAGGUAGCCGAAGAAAAGUGCGAAGUGCUCUAACCUGGAGAAGAAUCUGAGGUUCAAAAAAGUUGGAGUCAAAUCAAGAGACUAGUACAAGAUCGUUUUAAACGGAGGAAUCUCAUGCACAAGAAGUGAUUGCCAAUGGUACCAAAUCCUGGAACAUAACCACACUGGAUCGAUUGCAUCUGCAGUUAUUCAUCAACUAUGACAAGAAUGCACAUCCCACCUAUCAUGGUAUACCGACCAAUAUCACAUUGGGCAUGUCGGUCAACUACAUUGAUAUUGACGAGAUAAAUGGGAAAAUGAUUUUGCACUCAUGGUUGAGGAUUAAAUGGAUGGACGAAAACCGUUCGUGGAAUCUUGGCGAUUACGACAAUAUCACACAAAUCCAUUUGAAACCGAAGGAAGUAUGGAAGCCAGAUAUAACACUUUUUAAUAGCGCCGGCGACAAGAGUGACUACUUGGGUGAUACUCAAAUACUAUUGGCCGACGAUGGCAGCUUCUUGUGGGUACCACCAGCCGUCUAUACAGCAUACUGUAGUUUGAAUUUCCGCAAUUGGCCAUACGAUACGCAAGUGUGUAAAGUGAAGGUCGGUUCCUUGGCGCUGACCUACAUCGAUGCACGUUAUCUGGAAUUGAAAGAGAGCUUAGAUUACAAUGAACUAGUACAAUCGACUGAGUGGGAAAUCGUCGAUGCCGACACGGCAUACCGAAAACAGGAUUACUACAAUUACAUUGAGUUUACAUUUAAUCUAAAGCGGCGUUCGUCAAUGUACACAGCGGUUAUCUUUACGCCAGCUACGUGCAUUAUUUUGCUGGCGCUUUCCUCGUUUUGGCUGCCACCGCAAAUGGGUGAAAAAAUCUUACUGAACGGUGUGGUGAUUGUGCUCAUUUCCGCAUUUCUCAUGUAUUUUGCGCAAUUAUUGCCGAUCUUGGCCGAUAAUACGCCACUUGUAGUGCUCUUCUACAGCUGUAGCUUGUUGCUGCUCAGCAUCUCAACGAUAAUUGCUGUGUGCGUGCUGUAUCUCUCCACGGCGAAGCACAAACGUCACUUACCUGCAUUUAUCAAAAACAUACUUAAUGGACCGCUCAGCAAAGUUCUUCUAUUAGAAAACUUUACAUUGGAGGCCGAACCGCACGUGACUAUGAAUAACGGCACUAAGGAAUUGGUGGAACAUCAAUACGAGAAUCCUGAUAGUGUAAGCGAUGGCGCCGCAAUGCAUGCAUCCACCUCAGCCGCCUCAAAUCGGUUCAUACAAUUUGAGUGGAUUUUAUUGGCCACAGCCGUCGAUCGUAUUGCUUUUCUAUGCUAUAGCCUUACAUUCAUAAUUUUGUCUAUUUUAUAUGCAGUAUAAAUUCAAUUGACGUUAGUGAAUUAUGUUUCGAUCAAUAUUAUCAAAUACCUAUAUGUAUACAUAGCUUCCAAUAUAUAUAUACAUAUAUGUAUGUACAAAUUGUUUUGAAUAAAAUUAAUUAACAAUAACCAAUGAGGAAGGACUAAGCUCA
Zeugodacus cucurbitae (melon fly) is the source of this 1676-nucleotide messenger RNA. RefSeq names its product neuronal acetylcholine receptor subunit alpha-2 (gene nAChRbeta3). Gene Ontology annotation, biological process: nervous system process; monoatomic ion transmembrane transport; chemical synaptic transmission. Gene Ontology annotation, molecular function: acetylcholine-gated monoatomic cation-selective channel activity; transmembrane signaling receptor activity. The transcript is spliced from 5 exons. NCBI's taxonomy places the organism in Eukaryota, Metazoa, Arthropoda, Insecta, Diptera, Tephritidae. Gene Ontology annotation, cellular component: postsynaptic membrane; synapse; neuron projection. The coding region runs from base 431 to 1525 and encodes 364 amino acids. The record is from RefSeq and is a predicted model, not a curated record.